GAUUGAAGUUCACCCAGCCCUACCUACCCCAUGGUUGGAAGAAAAUUAUACCACAGGGCGUGAGUUAAAAAACUGUUUCAUUCCCGAUCAUUUGCUGGUAUCAUGAUUGGCAGAACUCAAGAAUUUUACCGGCCGGUCUGGCGAAACUGUUCCACGGCGACACUCACACAAAGGAGUGUGACAGAACCUGGCAGAACUGGUAUCCGAGACUCGCGAAGAUUUGAUUUAGAUCUGAUAACAACUGGCAGAAAUGACUCCAAAUAGUCCUGCCCCAUAUGCUAGCAUCCGGCAAUGUAAGCACAUGAAAGCGUUUGGCCGUACUUGACACUAGUCAUGUAUAAAAGCCAACCUACGUGGCCCAGAGAACACCAUCAACAUUCGACCAUGAAAUUCACCUCACUCGCUACUAUUGCCAUAUCUGCCGCAGCGAUGGUCGGCACAGUUAUCGCAUCUGAUUUAGAUUCAACACCCAUGGGUCAUAAAUGCUCCCCCAAUGGUCUUAUCACGCGUAACCUCGAAGGAAACACCAUCCGAGUGUAUCCUAUCUUAUUGGUGUCAUGGGUGGGAUUUCACAGAUAUCUUUCUCGUCAAUUUUCCAUUGCAUUCGACUUAUACCUUGACGUUCGACGCGCGGUUGCAGCCAUGGUAGCCGAGUCGCUUCAGCGGGACUCACCCGACUGGCGACUCAAACACGCCUGCCCCGCGUGUACAUAUGUGCUAACGGACGAAGUAAAAUUAAAGUUCAGCUUGCUCUAUGCCAUGGACGGCAAUGACUCUUUGAAAAGAGUCCUUCGAAGAACCCUUGAUAUGGACGACUCUCUCAGUACAUCAUGUGAACUCCCGACGGGACAGCAACUCAGGACUGACCGCUAUCUAUCUCGCACCUUUGUUGACCAGUUUGCAUCGGACUCUAGUACUGCAGGCGAUGGGGACAUACAUAUAGAGAAUUCGUGUGAAGGACGCUGGAAGAAUAUGGAUGACGGAAAGCAGACAUGUGCAAAAUAUCCUUUGGCCAUGGUUUCGAAGUUGCUGAACGUAUUUGGAACUAAUCUAGGAGGCGGGUAUGACAUCGGCUGUCAGUUCAAGACUACUCUCGACAAAAGCUCCCUCGGACCCCUCACAUGUUCGAAGCAUCACACCUGCCUUGUUGGGGCCUUUCAUGGACAUGCCCACAGGCGUUUGUGCCAACUUUUCUCACUCACAACGUAUACCAAAGGUCUGGGACUGGAAGAUCUGGAGAUGUGUGAAUGGACUUUCUCGAAAUCGAAUUCCUUGGCAUCCGCACUAUGUUACACGAGUAUUUUCCAUCGCCAACAAGCUAUUGAUUCUUUUUUCGAACACAACAACGACUUAGAAGUAUAUGCUAAUCUAUCCGAUUUUUUGUACAACAACUACAAGCAAGCUCUAGACAUCCUCAAUUAUGGUAAUGCAGCGCUACCAAAACUCAUGCAAGAUCUCAGGGUAGUUGAUGUGAGUGUUUUCGAGCGCUGGUUGGAAGAUGAAAAGGCCUAUCUUGUUGGUCUAACACACGAGCCUGAAGAAGAAACACUCCAGAUGGAGUACUGGCAGAGGCUCGUUAAUCUUGCAGCGAGCAGUGAUGCUCUUGGUGCUGCGAUGGCAGCAGUUGAAUUACCUUCUGAAGAUUCAUAUGAGACACAGGUCAAACGCACUCGCAAUGCUGAGGGUGCACGGCGUCACGCACUGGAAGAUUAUGAGAGGAAUCUCAAGAUAGUGCAAGCGCUGGAGGGCAAGCUAGAAAUCAUGGAGCAGUGGGUUCCCAGAGAUGUAGAGUGGCAGAAUGCAGGGAGGCUGGUGGCUAACAGGAAGUACCAGCAGGCACUGGAUCGUCUUGAAGGUCUCAUCGUCGCUCGCAUAUUCGAACUGUCGAAAAUGAACAGAGCAGGGACAGGCUAUAAACUACGAAAACACAUCGCCAAGGCAUUACAGGCUCGCUCCGUUGCUAUCAGGUCAGCCCUCAACACGUACAACACUAUUGCUAGGACACUGUCCCCUCCCCGCUUAACACUGAAAUGGGAAGAAGUUGUCGACUACGCCUUUCUUGCCAACUUCGACCUCCUUCGCGACAUGCGUGUAGACAUCUCUGAGCGCCCUUGGUCAUCUCCUGCCGCUCGUAGUGCAAUGGAUCUCCACUUCAAAAUAUGUCGGGCGUGUGAGGAGAUUGAACGCCUCAAUAUUGAGGUCCAACGCCUGGUGACCUAUAUACGUGAUGAAGAGAAGUAUCUACAGGAAUGUGAGGACCAGUUGAAGGAUACCAACCCAGCCCUCGCACAUCAAAUUGCUAUUCACCGAAACACUCGAGGACGCUUCAAGUCACAACAUCUCAACCGGCUUCACGACAUAUCGAAGCUUCCGGGAUUCAGUGGGACACUAGCUCCUGGUAUAAGCGCUUACACAUGUCCUGGGGAGAGCGCGAGCAUACCUAAUGCACAGAUUCCUGCUCGCAUGCUUGUUGAACCCUCGCCUGUUGAUCACGCUGCAUCUGCCUUAGACCUAGAUACCCAGGAUGAUCUGGAUGACAAGGAGGAGGAGGAGGAGGUAGUAGAGCAGACAUCGAGGAGUUUACAAGAUGUCCUGCUCAUUGCUGAUGACUUUUCACGCCUUGGGAUUCAUAGCAAUGCUGAAGAAGAGUAG
This is a messenger RNA of Suillus plorans, 2652 nucleotides long. RefSeq lists its product as uncharacterized. The coding region runs from base 334 to 2652 and encodes 772 amino acids. The record is from RefSeq and is a predicted model, not a curated record. The transcript is spliced from 8 exons. Lineage: Eukaryota; Fungi; Basidiomycota; Agaricomycetes; Boletales; Suillaceae.